Messenger RNA from Solanum pennellii, 1554 nucleotides. RefSeq lists its product as uncharacterized. The record is from RefSeq and is a predicted model, not a curated record. Gene Ontology annotation, molecular function: nucleic acid binding. The transcript has 4 exons. Bases 1 to 1554 code for a protein of 517 amino acids. NCBI's taxonomy places the organism in Eukaryota, Viridiplantae, Streptophyta, Magnoliopsida, Solanales, Solanaceae.
AUGCCGACCGGAAAGUUAGCUAAGUGGAAAAUGCUGUUGAGUGAAUUUGACAUUGUGUAUGUGACUCAGAAGGCGAUAAAGGCACAGUCCUUGGCUGAUCAUCUUGCAGAAAAUCCAGUUGAUGAAGAAUAUGAACCGCUCAAGACUUAUUUCCACGAUGAAAAAGUAUUGUUUGUGGGUGAAGAUAUUUCUGAAAUGUAUUCUGGCUGGAGAUUAUUCUUUGAUGGAGCGGCAAAUCAUCAAGGAAAAGGUAUAAGAGCGGUCUUAGUGUCAGAAUCUGGUCAGCACUAUCCCAUGGCAGCUAAGCUCCGAUUUAAUUGCACGAACAACAUGGCUGAGUAUGAAGCUUGUAUUCUUGGUUUGAGAAUGGCUAUUGACAUGAAUGUCAACGAGCUACUGAAAUUAUGCAAAAGAUUUUGUAAGAUCGAGUUCAAACAUACUCCCAGGAUACAGAAUGAGUUGGCUGAUGUUGUUGCCACCAUCGCUUCGAUGAUUAAGCACCCAGAUACUGAUUAUAUUGAUCCUCUGGAUAUAGAUCUGAAAGAACAUCCAGUCCAUUGUUCACAUGUUGAAGCAGAACCAGAUGAUGCUACGUCCAACCAGAAGAAGUUGAUAAGCUGCAUGGCUCUCAAUUUCUUUCUAAGUAGAGAAAUUCUGUACAGGAGGACUCCAGAUUUAGGUCUCCUCAGAUGCGUCGAUGUUGUUGAAGCCGCGAAGCUUAUUGAACAGAUACAUUUUGGGGUAUGCGGCACCCAUAUGAAUGGACUCACUUUGGCAAGGAAGAUGUUGCGAGCCGGUUAUUUUUGGAUGACUAUGGAGAAUGAUUGUUGCAAGUUUGUGCAGAAAUGUCAUAAAUAUCAAGUGCACAGUGAUUUCAUCCGAGUGCCGCCUCACGAACUUAAUGCUAUGAGUUCACCCUGGCCAUUUGUAUCUUGGGGCAUGGAUAUCAUUGGUCCGAUAGAACCAUCCGCUUCUAAUGUACACAGAUUUAUUUUGGUUUCCAUUGACUACUUCACCAAGUGGGUAGAGGCUGCUUCUUACAAGUCAAUGACCAAGAGAGUUGUAGAUGAUUUUGUUCGAAACAAUCUGAUAUGCAGGUUAUCGAACGACCGUCAGAACUCGAUUGGAUCUACUCCAUAUUUGCUAGUAUAUGGAAUAGAGGCAGUCAUACCUGCUGAAGAGAUACCGUCCUUGAGAAUCAUACAAGAAGUUGAGUUAAGUAAUGCUGAAUGGGUCAGCAAGCGGAUUGAUCAGUUAACCUUGAUUGAUGAGAAGAGAAUGGUUGCCGUUUGUCAUGGGCAACUGUAUAGACAGAGAAUGACUCGUGCUUUUCACAAAAGAGUCAGAGCAAGAAUUUUUGAAAUCAGUCAAUUGGUGUUUAAGCACAUUUUUCCUAAUCAGGAUGAGUACAAAGGAAAAUUUGCACCGAAUUGGCAAGGGCCUUACAUGGUUCGCAAGGUAUUAUCUGGAGGUGCUUUGGUCCUGUCAGAGAUGGAUGACACCGCAUGGCAGAAACCGAUCAACUCAGAUGCUGUCAAGAGAUACUACGUGUGA